AUGAAUCAAAUGAUGGGAGAUUUGCCACAAUCAAGAGUUACACCUUGUGUGACUUUCCUUCAUACCGGUCUUGAUUAUGCUGGGCCUAUAAUGGUAAGAUUAGGAAAGGGUCGCGGAUAUCAAGCUCAAAAGGCGUAUAUAGCUUUAUUUGUUUGCAUGGUUACAAGAGCGUUACAUUUGGAAUUAGUGUCAGAUUAUACUUCAAAUGGGUUCCUGUCUGCAUUUAAACGUUUUGUUUCACGUCGAGGCUUACCGUCUAACCUAUAUAGUGAUAAUGGAACCAAUUUUCAAGGUGCAGAUAGACAUUUAAAACAAACGUUCCGUAAUCUUUCGAAGAAUGAAGAGAUUUGUAACUUCAUUUCUCAAGAUAACAUCAAAUGGAGUUUUAUACCCCCCGCUGCCCCACAUUUUGAAGGUUUGAGGGAGGCAGGGGUCAAAAGCAUCAAACACCAUUUGAGAAGAAUGAUUGGAACACAUACAUUUACUAUCGAAGAAAUGUCAACCUUAUUGUGCCAAGUAGAAGCUUGCGUUAACUCUAGACCGCUAGGUCCAUUAUCAAAUGAUGCUAAUGAUUUGAAUUAUUUAACCCCUGGCCAUUUUCUUAUCGGCAGGCCAUUAAUAUCAGUACCUGAGCACACUGUAUUGAAUUUGAACGAAAGUCGGCUUUCGAGAUGGCAAAAGGUUCAAUGUAUUACGGAACAGUUUUGGAAGAGAUUGUCUGUUGAGUAUCAACAUACUCUUCAACAACGAUAUAAGUGA
Messenger RNA from Leptopilina boulardi, 759 nucleotides. RefSeq lists its product as uncharacterized. Lineage: Eukaryota; Metazoa; Arthropoda; Insecta; Hymenoptera; Figitidae. The record is from RefSeq and is a predicted model, not a curated record. The coding region runs from base 1 to 759 and encodes 252 amino acids. Gene Ontology annotation, biological process: DNA integration. The transcript has a single exon. Gene Ontology annotation, molecular function: nucleic acid binding.